Molecule: messenger RNA, 3447 nt
Organism: Dissoconium aciculare CBS 342.82
Lineage: Eukaryota; Fungi; Ascomycota; Dothideomycetes; Mycosphaerellales; Dissoconiaceae
Exons: 1
Coding region: 95-2995 (966 amino acids)
Source: RefSeq, a predicted model, not a curated record
GUUCAACUGUCUUCCAACGUUUUUGUGAACACUUUGCCUACCGUUCGCAUCUGUUGUGCUCCGGUCGCGAUUUCGCGAUCCCAAAGCUCGGGAAAUGUCGACCGUCCAUGAACAAGUCCCAGUACGGGCACAGCAAUCCACGCUGCAACCCGGACCCGACACUCUACACCAUGAGGAACCUUUGCAAAUCCGGUCCACCAGUUCCAAUACCGCCAACGUCAUCCACAAGCACUCCCAGAAUUCCUUCGCCGCGUCCGUCCAAGAUUACUACAGCCUGAGCGAUUCCUCCAGCGCGGAUUACGCCGGGGAAGCAAUCCACCGUCCCGCGGGUCGCUCGCAGCAGACCAUCGUCCGGGUCGACACGCCGCCGGAGCUCUAUCGUACCCCGAUGCAAUCCGCGUUGAAUCUGUCCAAGCACGAGGAACUUCCACAGGACUCCGCCGAACAUGCCCAGUACGACGACUCCGAAACACAACCAUUCAGAAAGACACCCAUGCGAGGUCAAGGAAAAAGAAGGUCAAGUGGAGAGGAACAGCGACAGAUUCCCACUGCGAUCCCGACUUCACCGGGCGCCAACUCAAUUCGCCGAAAACCCGUGCCUGUCAGUCCUGUGAUGGAGCAGCGAGAGUCAAUGGGGACCAUCUCCGCUACGAACGCUCGCAGCUCUGUGGCGAGAGGAUUCGAAAACGAAAAAAGCCCGCCGACACCGCACAUGGAUGACACUCCAUACAUUCACUUUGCACUCGAUCAGUUGACUCGGGACGAGGAUGUCCGCGGCAGCCGGCGAUACAUGUCCGGAGCAGGAGACGAAGAUGGACAAUACCCGUACCUCACACCAUUACAGGUGCAGCAACAGUCAACACCGCUCACGCCUCAGCGACCUGCGCCAGUUCAGAAACAGCAGUCAUGGUCUUCGCAGCGUCGGCUCGCCUAUCAAGCACUCGCUCAAGAAGAACAGCAGGAACGGGAAGCAGAACAACAACUUUCGCAAGUAUCACAGCCCAGAACCCCCGCUAGGGAGAUUCAGCCGGUUCGAUCAGCAGAUCCGAUCAACCGCCCAUCAACAGCCAACCUUUUUGUACCAGUCGCUUCAAACAGUGACCAGCCUCUGAAAUUCAUUCCAGGCACUCUUCGCUCGUUUCAGCUGGGUGCAUUCAUCCUGACAGUCAUGGCAUACUUACUAUCCUUGGGAGUGACCGCAAUCUGGAGUCGCAUCAACACUGGUCUGACGCCAUACGGCUCGUUCGGCGAUGGCAAAUACUUCCUAUUCCGCUAUCUGCCGAUUAUGCUCGGAAUGAUUGUCCUACUUUGGCUGUUUCAGGUGCAGGUAGCACUUCACCGCAUUGCUCCGUUUAUCGCAAUGGCUUCUGACUCGCCUAACGCGCGAGCUGCUGGAGCCAGACUCCCUCUGCGACCGCGCGGUCUUCUCCUCCCAAGCUUGGUGCAUUUCAAGGCUGGUCAGCCCGUGGUCGGCGGUUUCAUGAUCGUCGCUUGGCUACAACUUUUCACCAUCCCGCUUUUGGCCAGCAGCUUAAAUGUGUACUUCCAAGGUGCACCGAGUACUGGCCGUUGGGUGUGGAUCGCCGUUCAAGGCGCCAUCUGGACCACCAUCGCCCUCUACCUCCUUCUGGUGGCGGCUCUGUUGACAUUGUUCGUUUGGCUCCUCCAACGCAAGUCGACUGGUCUGAAGUGGGAUGCUCGUACCCUCGCCGAUCUUAUUGUGCUCUUUGAGCGCAGCAACGCUCUCGAUGACACGUCAACGACCUCUGAUGUCCCACGACUCGGGCUCUGGCGCACGACCAACCGCAUGAACGAAAUCUUCCACACUUUCGGCAUUGCAAACGAGUCUCCUCGUAGUUAUGCUGUUGGUGAGGAUGGUCGCAUUCGUGAAAAGGUGCCAGCUAUGUCUUCUCCCGGCCAAUUGAGCAACAACCGCUACUCUGACCCUUACGACAACGACGUCGAAGCUCAACGACCUGUCUCCAUGGAUGCGAUUCUACCCAACUCGCAGAAACCUGCUGGCAGUGCCAUUCCCUGGUUCCUCAAGCCGGCUUUCGUUGUGCUGUGGCCAGUCAUCUCUAUCUUGCUGUGUCUCGCGUUCCUCAUCGUCAGCUACCUCCCCAGCACCAACAUUGUCCGCGGAUUCCUCCCCGAUGUCUCCUCGAUUGUCGGCCGGUUCGGUUUCAGCAGCGGCAAUUUUUUGUACAGCUUCCUGCCGGCUACCAUCGCUAUGAUUGUGUUGCUGCUCUGGAUCGACAUCGAUCUCGCGCACCGUCGCCUUCAGCCAUUUGCCAGCUUGACCGAGACUGGCGACGCCGAUAACUUGAAUGAGAAGGCGACCACCUCCCAGGACGGCGACAUCCCUGACCGCACUCUUCUCGCGAACUACACCGCCUCCCCAGUCUCAUCAACCCCCAUCCUCGCCCUGCUCAACGGCCACCUCCGCGUCGCACUCCUCUCCACCGUCACCCUUCUCGCCCUGGCGAUCCCCAUCCUCGCCGGCGGCUGCUUCUGGUCCCAAUUCUCCAUCCCCCAACAACGCGUGCUCAUCUACGUCCACCCGGCCGGCUACUACGCGCUGACCGUCUUCGUCGUCCUGCACGCCCUGGCCUACCUCGCCAUCUUCCCCGAAUCCUCCCUCCGCCGCGCCGACCGCCACCUCGGGCCCUUGGAAUCCUUCCACGACAUCCGCCGCCUGAUCGCCCGCUCCCAGAUCCUCGACGACCUCGCUUUCCACAGCCCCCGCGACCGCACCGACCUCAUCACCCGCCUCCUCUCUGGCCGUCCCGUCAUCUCCUCCCUUCAGCCCACCCAGAGCAAGGUCAGCCUCGCCGACAGCCUCCGUGGCUUCGUCCGGAUGCGCGCGGCGAACGGCGCGCCUCAACGGGAUCCCGUCACGGGUGUCCUCGUCGAUGCCGACCCGAGAUAUGCUUUUGGUCGGCAUGUCGCCCGCGAUGGCGGCGAGUGCUGGGGCAUCGACCGCGUGGGCCGCUGAGGCGAUUGAGGAUGUGGGUCCGCCUCCUUUUUUCGUAUUCUUCCGACGACUACCUUUUUCGUCUUUUUUUUUCCGGGAUUAGUUUUUUCGUGGAUUUUUGAUUCCCCAAAGUGUGAGCUUUUUUGGUUUUGGAUUUGCUCUCCUCACCCCCUCUCUCUCUCGGUGAUCGGGCAGAGAGAGGAGGCUUGUUUGUUGCGACACAUGAUUACGAUAUACAGCGGGCAUGAUGAUCUAUUGGGAUACACGGGGCUUGUUAUGGGGAUAGAUUUAUUAUGCGAUGGGAGAUGUGUGAAUGUAAAACGAGUAUGACUUGAUCGGAAUGGAAGAUGAUGGGACGAAUUGGACGAUGGGUCGGGAACGGGAUGGAUGAAUUAGAUGAUAAUGUAUUUUUUCCCUUCCUCUGCUCCAGGGAGAGGAAUGAAUGAAGAGAACUCUUUUCUGGUGCUUCAUGA